Candida tropicalis MYA-3404 is the source of this 2667-nucleotide messenger RNA. It is a transcript of the gene CCC2, whose product is annotated as Cu(2+)-transporting P-type ATPase. The record is from RefSeq and is a predicted model, not a curated record. Gene Ontology annotation, molecular function: ATP hydrolysis activity; ATP binding; P-type divalent copper transporter activity. Gene Ontology annotation, biological process: copper ion homeostasis; monoatomic cation transport. The transcript has a single exon. Bases 1 to 2667 code for a protein of 888 amino acids. NCBI's taxonomy places the organism in Eukaryota, Fungi, Ascomycota, Pichiomycetes, Serinales, Debaryomycetaceae. Gene Ontology annotation, cellular component: membrane.
AUGCCUUCACAACAACUGCAAACAACUACGACUGUGCUCGGAAUAAGUGGAAUGACUUGUGGUGCUUGUUCCGCAUCAAUCACAGAAGCCCUAGAAUCAAAACCAGGUGUUAUUUCUGCAUCCAUCAGUUUGGUGACGGAACGAGGGUCUAUUGUCCAUGACUCUUCAAUUAGCCGGAAAGAACUUGUCGAGACUAUAGAAGAUUGUGGGUUCGAUGUCGUUGAAAUUGAAACCGUUGAUACCGAAGCCGAACUAGAGGUCUUGUCAAAAUCCAAGGAUAUUGAAUACUGGAAGAGUAUUUUCAUACAAAGUAUCAUUUUUGGUUUACCAGUCUUGUUCAUGAAUCAUACAAAGAAUUUUGCAAUUUGGAAAAAGACUAUGAUAUUCCCGGGUUUAUACUUACUGUCCUUAUUAGAAUUGGCUUUGGCUACCUAUAUACAGUUGAAACUAGCCAAACCAUUCCUUAAGAAAUUCUCAUCCUUUUUGAGAACUGGCUUCAAAAAUGCCACCAUGGACGUCUUGGUUGCCAUUUCUACAUCCAUUUCGUAUCUUUUUUCAUUUACAUCGAUUUUGGUAAGUAUAAUUUAUGGAACAGAAAGUGGUCCACCAGCUGUUUUAUUUGAUACUCUUGUUAUGAUCAUUUCAUUCGUUGCCUUUGGUAAAUUCUUGGAAAACAAAGCAAAAGGUGCUACUUCAACAGCAUUAUCUAGUUUGUUAUCAUUGACUCCACCAACAUGUACCAUCAUCAGUGAUGUCCCACAGUAUGAGGAAUUUAUGCAACAACAAAAAUUAAACAGCAAAACUCAAGCUGCCCUUCAAGAUUUUGCUACAAAGACAGUAAGCACUGAUUUGCUUAAACCAAAUGAUUACUCUAUUGUUUACCCAGGUGGUAGAAUUCCAGCUGAUGGUGAAAUUGUUUAUGGGGAAACGGAAAUAGAUGAAUCUUUGCUCACUGGUGAACCAUUACCGGUUUACAAGACUGUUAAUGAUCGAGUCAUUGGUGGGUCAAUCAAUGGACCAUUUUUAAUUCAUAUCAAAGUCACCCACACUGGUAAAGACUCUCAAUUGCAACAAAUCAUCAACUUGGUCAAAGAUACCCAAGUAACAAAAGCUCCUGUACAAAGAUUUUCCGAUUUCGUUGCCGCAAGAUUUGUCCCAUGUGUAUUACUUUUAGCUUUGUUUACAUUCAUUGCCUGGAUGGUUGCCUGUUUCACAAUGCAUACUGAAGAGUUACCAAAGAUUUUCCGUGAAGAAGUUAAUGGUAAGUUUUUUGUUUGUUUGAAAUUGGCAAUUUCGGUUGUCGUUGUCGCCUGUCCAUGUGCAUUAGGUUUGGCUGCUCCAACUGCUGUCAUGGUAGGUACUGGUGUUGGUGCCCUUCACGGUAUUUUGAUCAAAGGUGCUGAUAUCCUUGAAAAGGCUACAUCUAUUAACGUGAUUCUUUUUGACAAGACUGGUACAUUAACUACAGGUGAAAUGUCAUUAGUCAACUACAAAUCCUUGUCUAAACUUUCUGAUGCUGAUUGGUGGAAGUUAAUUGGGUCAGUUGAAUGUAAUUCUGAACAUCCAAUUGGGGUUGCAUUAACCAAACUUGCGAAACAAAAAUUGGGUUUAGGUUUUGAUGACGACCAUUUUGAUACAAUUAUUGAUGAAGUUAAUGUUUUGGUUGGAAUGGGUAUUCAAGCCUCAAUCACCUUAAAUGGUGGUAAAACAUACAAUAUUUUCGUUGGUAAUGAGAAGUUGAUGUCUGAAAAACUUCCGGAAAUGUUGAAUGAUUUUGAUGAAAAGUCCAAUUCACAGAAUACUGUAUCCUACGUCAUUAUUAAUGGCGAAUAUGCAGGAUACAUAGAAUUGACAGAUACAGUGAAGCCAUUAUCCAGGGAAGUUGUUAGUUAUUUGAAGAAUGACGGCUAUAUUGUUGGUAUGGUGACGGGUGAUAAUUAUGGUGCAGCUAUGAAAAUUUCUCAAGAAGUUGGUAUUUCACCAGAAAAUGUCUUUUAUGAAGUUUCACCAAUUCACAAGGAUAAGGUUAUCACCGAUUUAAAGGAAAAUCUUGGAGAUGGCGUUUGUGUGGCUUUUGUUGGUGAUGGUAUUAAUGAUGCACCAGCAUUGGCAAAGGCGGAUAUAGGUAUUGCAAUUAGUUCUGGUACUGACAUUGCUAUUGAAAGUGCUGAUAUUGUCUUAAUCAGUGGAAGUAGCAGAGGUGCUGACUUGAAAGGUAUUGUCAAUGCAUUGAAAUUAUCCAACGCCACAUUUUCUAGAAUUAAGUUGAAUUUUAUUUGGGCUAUGGUUUAUAACAUAUUGAUGUUACCAUUUGCUAUGGGUUGCUUUUUACCUUUGAAUAUUAUGUUGCCUCCAAUAGCUGCUGGUGCAGCAAUGAUGUUUAGUUCUUUAAGUGUCGUGUUCAGUUCAUUAUUACUUAAAAGAUGGAGUCCACCAAAGCUUGAAGCUAAGGAAAGUUUUAGCAUUGACUUGGAAACCGGUAAUUUGGGUGAUUCUGUGUUUAGUUUGAAAAACGGCACAUUAAAAGAAUUUAACGAUGUCAAGAGAAAAGCAACUGUCAAUUUUGGGUCAUUAUUUGCCAAGAUGACAUCGAGACGUUCAGGUAGUAGAGGCUCAAAUGGAAACAAUAACCAAUCUUAUGAGUUGGUGUCCAAUAGAGUUUCGUAA